Messenger RNA from Balearica regulorum gibbericeps (East African grey crowned-crane), 699 nucleotides. NCBI's taxonomy places the organism in Eukaryota, Metazoa, Chordata, Aves, Gruiformes, Gruidae. The record is from RefSeq and is a predicted model, not a curated record.
AUGAGGAUCAAAAGCUUUGGACUCCUUUGUGUGUUGAUUCUGGUCUCCCAGAUGCUACUAGCCAACUGUGAAAGACAGAAGGAAAGAAAAAAGGGAAGACAAGGCAUAGAAGACAGUGGGAAAAAACCUGAAUCUAAUCAAGAAAAUGAAAAAGGGCAGAAGUCAAAAGGAGGAAAAUCAUCUCCUAAAGGCAAGUUUAAAACCAAAGAAAAUGCUGAAUGCACCUGGGCAGUGACCAACAUGAAUGCUCCUACUGUGCACGUAGAGUGCAAGCAUGGUAACAGCGAGUUCUGGUGCGAAUUCUCUGGAGACCCUUCCACCUGUCCACAGUAUGCAGCAAACCAGAAAUCCUACUGGAAACAAGUCUCUCGAUCCCUAAAGAAGCAAAAGCAGAUCUGUCAAGACCCCAAAAGUGUCCUGAAAUCUAAAGUAUGUAGGAAAGGUCCACAAAGCGCUCAUCUCAAGUUGACCCGCUCAAGCCUAGUAGCAUCGGUGGGUUCUGCAAAAGGGAACACAGUUCAUGUGCAGACUCCAGCAGCUGUCUCUGUGACUGAAAAAAAGCUAGAACACAGUCCUCAAGACUGUGUUGAAGAUGUAGAUUAUAUUGAUCAGAAAAAGGUGGCUGAGGAAUACUGUCCAGAAAGCUUGCUUUCUCUCUGCAACUUUUUUAUCACAAUGGUGCAAGAUAAAAAGUGUUGA